UCCUCCUCCUCCUUCUCCUGACCUGUCACUGGACUACAUCCUUUCACACACAGGAGCAUCUAGGCGUCCACAGACAGCCGUCACAGUAACGCUCGUGGGACCACGGCUCGUCGGACACAGGUCCACUGUCAGUGAGACACAGUGAGAUGCCAAGAAAGGCGCGAGUCACCCACGGAGCUCGUCGUGGCUUUUGCUGUGAUUUGUGAGAAGCAUCACUGAGGUCCUCCGUUCAUCAGUUAGCCGGCUGCCGAGGUGUAAAAGGUCAGUGUCAUGACUGGAGCUGAGAAUGAAGAUGAUAUUCCAUUAGGUGAAAGGAAGACUGUCACAGAUUUCUGCUAUCUCCUGGACAAGUCCAAACAACUCUUCAAUGGGCUCAGAGACCUUCCUCAGUAUGGACACAAGCAGUGGCAGUCUUACUUUGGACGGACUUUUGAUGUCUACACUAAGCUGUGGAAAUUUCAGCAGCAACACAGGCAGGUUCUGGACAGUCGGUAUGGCUUGAAGAGAUGGCAGAUUGGGGAAGUUGCUUCCAAAAUUGGGCAGCUUUACUACCACUACUACCUUCGUACUUCAGAAACAAGUUACCUGAAUGAGGCCUUUUCAUUCUACUCAGCCAUCCGUCAACGCUCCUACUAUUUUCAGGUCAACAAAGAAGACCGGCCAGAAUUAGUAGUGAAGAAGCUUCGUUAUUAUGCUCGCUACAUAGUCGUCUGUUUACUGCUGAACAAGAUGGACCUAGUUAAAGUUUUGGUGAAGGAGUUAUCAGAGGAAAUCGAAGAUUAUACACAACGAUUCAACACAGAGGACCAGUUAGAAUGGAAUCUGGUUCUACAGGAAGUGGCAGCCUUUGUAGAGGCGGAUCCAGUGGUAGUUCUGAACGACAACAAUUCUGUUGUUGUCACCAGCAAUCGGCUGCAGGAGGGAAGUGUGCCCCCACUGGAACAAGGCAUGGUGGUUGGGCAGCUUGUUCUUGCAGAUGCACUAAUCAUCGGCAACUGUAACAACCAGGUGAAAUUCAGUGAGUUAACCAUCGAUAUGUUCCGCAUCCUUCAAGCUUUGGAGCGGGAACCUGUAAAUCUGGCCACACAGACCUCAAAACAAGGAACGCUGGAACCCAAUGAGAAGCCAGCGAAAAGAGAAAACCCUCACAAGUAUUUGCUGUACAAGCCAACAUUCAGCCAGCUUUUUACUUUCUUGUCUGCCUCUUUUAAGGAAUUGCCUGCCAACAGCGUUCUGCUUGUCUACCUGUCAGCUACUGGAGUCUUCCCGACUGGGCAUUCAGAUUAUGAAGGACCAUAUGAUUUUGGAGGAGUUCUCACAAAUACAAAUCGAGAUGUGGUGAAUGGAGAGACGGUGCAGAAGAGGAAUCAGGCCCAGAAAGAAAUGCACUGCCUUCAUCCAGGGGAUUUAUUCCCUUUUACCCGGAAGCCACUUUUUGUCAUUGUGGAUUCUUCAAACAGCACAGCAUACAAGCAUUUCACUAAUCUGUUUGGCCAGCCUCUGGUGUGCCUACUAUCGCCUACAGUAUAUCCCAAGAGUGUGCAAGAUCAGUCACAGCGUGGGAGUCUCUUCACUCUGUUCCUCUACAGUCCACUCUUGGCUUUUUCCUCUGUGUGUGGCUUAAACAAUGUGCAACGAGGCCUGUGGGAGAGGGCUCAGGAAUUUCUUCGUCAAGUCUACCGGGACAUUGGGCAGAUGAUAACUCGAUCGCGGACCAUAGAUCAAGCCUUUUUGCAAUUCUUUGGUGAUGAGUUCCUUCGGCUGCUGCUGAUCCGCUUUGUUUUCUGCUCAGCUGCACUAAGACUACAUAAACUCUUCCGGGAUUCCCAGAGCUUCCCGGAGUCAUAUCCUGAGCUCCCUAAGCAGGAUACAGUGGAGAGCAGCCUUCUACAGAAGCAUAUUUUGGAGCUGGCAACCAUGCUGGAUGUGCAGAGCCUAUUUUGGGAUGAUUCACUGGAAGCCUACUAACAUCUUCGCACAAAGCAAAAUGGCAAAUCAUGUACAUACAGACUCAACUGCCAGAGCCCUCACAGUUGUCUUUCCUUUUUUUACAGGUAAAAAAUAAGUGAUUCAGCACAUAAAAGUUCAUGUCCUGCAUUUAACUGUUACCUGUGGAAGCAAACGUAGUGCAACAUCAAAAUGUUCACAUAGUUCAGCCAGGGAGUUUAAUAUAGUGAAAAAUUUCCCAUUUUGAGUCUACAGCUUGCCUCGUAAAUAUAAGCAUCAUGUAAGAAAUAAGAAUAAAUCGCUGCAAAUAACUUUUCUACUCACCAUCCCUUAUCCAAAUGUAAAAAUGAAAAGCAGCAGCCCCUCAAUAUAUUUCUCAUGUCAGAUAAUUGUUUGCAGUUUGUGUUUUUUUUAUUGUUUAUUCGAGUGAAGGUUUGUAAGCGUGAAUGGAAAUAUCUUGGGCAGCUUCCGCAUGAAAGAAAAAGCAGGAUGGUGUUGAGAGACAACACAGUGCUAAACAAAACCCUUACUGCAUAAGUCAAUAUUAAAAACAAGCAUAAUUAUUAUAAUAUAUUCUAUUAUAAUGAUCAGCACACUAUUCACACACUAAGGAAUUUAAAAGAUUUCACCAAAAAUGUUAUUACUGGUAUUUGCCAAACAGUGCUUGAUGUCUAGCAGUUUUUCUUGUAGCAGGCUGAGGUGCAUGUGGUCAUGUUCUGUUGCGUGUUGUAGGUCCUCAUUAGUUGUAAAGAUAUCACAGUCCUUAGUGGCAUUAACCAACAAUUCACCUAAUACCUUUAAUCGUCAGUUGUUUUGGCCUGGUUUUGAAAGUGGUCGUUAGUGCUUUUUCCACAUCACUGUGCUGUAUUUGCAUGCAAAAAAAGCAAAGAGAAGGCAUUUUGUUGUUUUAUACACAAAGAAUGGCCUCCAGCUUUAAGUGUAGUACAUUUUAAAAUGGCACAGGGUUGUGAAGUAAACAGAGCCAGUGCAUGUGUUGCAUGGGCCUGUUCAUUUGUAGCUGUGUCAAGAAACGAGGACAAUCUGCUCUGAUAACAGAGGAGAUGAAGUUAGUAGCAUGGUGUGCACACCAACAUUUUUUUACUGACAAACAUGCAUCAUUCCAUUUAUAACUUAAAUUACACCAAAACACCUCUGUAACCUACAACCCCAAUUCCAAGUGUUUAAAACGUAAAUAAAUGCAGAUUGCA
Messenger RNA from Centropristis striata (black sea bass), 3155 nucleotides. RefSeq names its product suppressor of cancer cell invasion (gene scai). Bases 271 to 1968 code for a protein of 565 amino acids. Gene Ontology annotation, molecular function: transcription corepressor activity. Gene Ontology annotation, biological process: DNA-templated transcription. Gene Ontology annotation, cellular component: nucleus. NCBI's taxonomy places the organism in Eukaryota, Metazoa, Chordata, Actinopteri, Perciformes, Serranidae. The record is from RefSeq and is a predicted model, not a curated record. The transcript has 17 exons.